AUGGCAAUUCAACAUUUUUAUAGAAAACCAGCUCUUUCAGAGUAUCAAGUUCAAUUAUUAAAAGAAAAUUUAAAAAAACAAUAUAAUAUUUCAAUAGAAUCAAUCGAAACUGAAUAUUGUUUUAAUGUUGAAUAUAGCGAUAAUUAUAAAUUAAAUGAACAAGAACUAAAAACAUUGGUAUGGUUGUUAUCAGAAACAUUCGAACCAGAGAACUUUUCAAUAAAUGUUUCAUUUUUAGACAAUAUAAAUAAUAAUAAACACAGUGGUAAUGGUCAAAUUGUCGAAGUUGGUCCACGUAUGAAUUUUACAACAACCUAUUCAACUAAUGCUACUUCAAUUUGCCAAUCAUGUAAUUUAAGUGCUGUCAAAAGAAUUGAACGUUCAAGACGUUAUUUAAUUAGAACUAUAAGUGAUUCAGGUAAAAUGGAUGAAGCUCAAUUACAACAAUUCAUCGACUCUAUUCACGACAAAAUGACAGAAUGUUACUAUGGUGCCCCAAUUGAAUCUUUUGAUACCGGUAUAACCCCAAAGCCUUUUACUCAUAUCCCAGUCAUGGAGGAAGGCCGUGCUGCUUUAGAAAGAAUUAAUGUUGAAAUGGGUUUGGCUUUUGAUGACCAAGAUUUAGCUCUUUACACCGAUCUUUUCCAAAAUUAUUUAAAACGUAAUCCAAGUGAUGUUGAAUGCUUUGAUAUUGGUCAAUCAAAUAGUGAACAUUCAAGACAUUGGUUUUUUAAUGGUAAUUUAAUUAUUGAUGGUAAAAAAUCAGAUAAAACAUUAUUCCAAAUUGUUAAAGAUACAUUAAAAGCAAAUCCACAAAACUCAUUAAUUGCAUUUUCAGAUAAUUCAAGUAGUAUUAAAGGUUUUGAAACUAAAGUUUUAGUACCAAAAUCACCAGUUCAAGCAUCUGAAUACAUUGAAGGCCAAAGAGAUCAACCAAUUAUUUUCACAGCUGAAACACAUAAUUUCCCAUCAGGUGUUGCACCAUUCCCAGGAGCUGAAACAGGUACUGGUGGUAGACUCAGAGAUACACAUGCUACAGGUAGAGGUUCAUUAGUUGUUGCAGGUACAGUUGGUUAUUGUGUUGGUAAUUUAAAUAUUCCAGGUUACGAAUUACCAUGGGAAGAUAAAAACUAUCAAUACCCAUUCAAUUUAGCUACCCCAUUGAAAAUUGAAAUUGAGGCCUCAAAUGGUGCUUCAGAUUAUGGUAACAAAUUUGGUGAACCAGUUAUUAUUGGUUUCACCCGUUCAUAUGGUAACACUUUACCAAAUGGUGAAAGAAGAGAAUGGAUCAAGCCAAUCAUGUUUUCAGGUGGUAUCGGUUUCAUGGAUUCACGUCAUUUAAAGAAAGAGCAACCAGAGGUUGGUAUGGUCGUUGUUAAAGCUGGUGGCCCAGCUUAUAGAAUUGGUAUGGGUGGUGGUUCUGCAUCAUCAAUGGUCGGUGGUGACAAUAAACAAGAAUUAGAUUUCUCUGCAGUCCAAAGAGGGGAUGCUGAAAUGGGUCAAAAAUUAAAUAGAAUUAUUAGAGGCUGUGUUGAAUCUGAAAUCCAUGGUCAAAAGAACCCAAUUGUUAGUGUCCACGAUCAAGGUGCUGGUGGUGCUGGUAAUGUUUUAAAGGAAAUUGCUGAUCCACUUGGUGCUAAAAUUUAUUUAGAUCGUUUCAAUUUAGGUGAUCCAACAUUAUCAGCCAUGGAAAUUUGGGGUGCUGAAUAUCAAGAACAAGAUGCCAUUCUCAUUAAACAACAAGAUAAAGAAUAUCUCGAAAAAAUUUCAAAGAGAGAAAGACUUCCAAUUGCUUUUGUUGGUGAUGUUACCGGUGAUGGUUAUGCUCAAUUAAUUACUAAAGAUGGUGAAACCCCAGUUAAUUUACCAUUAGAAAAAGUUUUACAAAAAAUGCCACCAAAAACCUUUAUUCUUGAACGUGUUAACAAAACUUUACAACCAUUUGCAUUACCAAGCGAAAUAUUACAAAACAAACAAUCUGCAUUCAAUGAAUCAUUGGAUAGAGUAUUAAAAUUACUUUCAGUUGGUUCAAAACGUUUCCUCAUUAAUAAAGUUGAUAGAGCCGUUACUGGUUUAGUUGCUAGACAACAAGCAUGUGGUCCACUUCAUUGUCCAGUUUCAAAUGUUGCCGUUAUUGCAUCUAGUUAUUUCAGCAAAACCGGUGCUGCUACUUCAAUUGGUGAACAACCAAUCAAAGGUUUCCUUUCAGCUAAAUCAAUGGCUUAUUUAACUGUUGGUGAAGCUUUAACCAAUCUUAUGUGGGCAAGUAUUACCGAUUUAAGUGAUGUUAAAUGUAGCGGUAAUUGGAUGUGGGCUGCUAAACUCAAAGGUGAAGGCUCAGAACUUUAUGAUGCUGCUGUCGAAAUGCAUGAUGCCAUGGUAGAACUUGGAAUUGCUAUCGAUGGUGGUAAAGACUCACUUUCAAUGGCCGCAAAAGCUCCAAAGAUUGAUGGUACCCAAGAACUUGUUAAGGCACCAGGAGCUUUAGUAGUUUCAACUUAUGUUCCAUGUGACGAUGUUACUCUUACAAUAACUCCAGAUCUCAAAUUAUCAUCAGCUGAUGACAGUGCUAUCAUUUAUUUAGAUUUAGGUUGUGGAAAUAAUUUCAUUGGUGGCUCAGCACUCACUCAAGUCUAUAGUCAAAUCGGUAAUGACCAACCACAUCACGAUACCAAAUUAAUUAAAAAUACUUUUUGUGCUGUUCAAAAACUCGUCAAAUCAAAACUCUUAUCAGCAGGUCACGAUAGAAGUGAUGGUGGUUUAAUUACUACCCUCGUUGAAAUGUCAUUAUCAGGUAACAGAGGUAUGAAUAUUGACUUACCAAAAGAAUUAUGUAAUGGUGCCAGUGAUACAAUGGAUAUUAUUAAAUUAUUAUUCUCUGAAGAAUUAGGUGCUGUCAUUGAAGUUAAAAAAUCAAAUGUUAAACAAGUCCAAGAAAUUUUACAAUCAUUUAAUGUUCCAAACUAUAUUAUUGGUAAUACUGCCUGUGGUAACUCUGCCAAUGAAGAUCACUUUAUUCUCAAAGUUAAUGGUCAAUUAAUUUAUGAUAUUUCAUUACCAGAACUCUGCAGAAAAUGGGAAGAAACAAGUUAUCAAUUAGAAUUAUUACAAGCCAAUCCAGCUUUUAUUCAAAAUGAAAUGAAGAAUCUUAUUAAAAGAGCUGUUGGUAAAGGUAAAGGUCCAAACUAUAAUAUGACUUUUAAUAUUUCACCAGUUAGUUCAGAAUUAGCUUUAUUAGCCUCAAAAGCACCAAAAGUUGCAAUCAUUAGAGAAGAAGGUUCAAAUGGUGAUAGAGAAAUGGCAGCAGCUUUUCAUUUUGCAGGUUUCCAAUCAUAUGAUGUUGCAAUGUCAGAUUUAUUAAAUGGUAAUAUUAUUUUAGAUGAAAGAUUUAAAGGUGUAGCUUUUGUUGGUGGUUUCAGUUAUAGUGAUGUUAUGGAUUCAGCUAAGGGUUGGGCAGGUUCAAUUCUUUUCAAUCCAACAGUUUCAAAACAAUUCGAAUCAUUCUAUCAAAGACCAGAUACAUUCUCAUUAGGUCUUUGCAAUGGUUGUCAAUUAAUGGCCCUUCUUGGUUGGGUUCCAUUCAGAGGUAUUGAACAAACCAAACAACCACGUUUCAUCCACAAUGCUUCUGGUCGUUUCGAAUCAAGAUGGGUUAACGUUAAAAUUCUUCAAAGUAAUUCAGUUUUAUUAAAAGGUAUGGAGGGUUCAGUAUUAGGUGUUUGGGCUCAACAUGGUGAAGGUAAAUUAUGGUGUGAAGAUCAAUCAAUCAUUGACGAAAUUAAUAAAAACAAUUUAUCACCAAUCCGUUAUGUUGAUGAUAAUGGUGAAAUCACUGAAAGUUACCCAUUCAAUCCAUCAGGUACCCAAAAUGGUAUGGGCUCUUUGGUUUCUAAAGACGGUAGACAUUUAGCUAUGAUGCCACAUCCAGAACGUUCAUUCCUCUCAUGGCAAUGGCCACACGUGCCAGAUAACAUUAAACAAAAUAUUGCUUCAGAUGUUAAUCAACAAAGUCCAUGGAUGAAGAUUUUCCAAAACGCUAAACAAUUUUGUGAUUCAAAUUAA
Messenger RNA from Dictyostelium purpureum, 4062 nucleotides. Its product is annotated as phosphoribosylformylglycinamide synthase. The record is from RefSeq and is a predicted model, not a curated record. The transcript is spliced from 2 exons. Gene Ontology annotation, molecular function: phosphoribosylformylglycinamidine synthase activity. Lineage: Eukaryota; Evosea; Eumycetozoa; Dictyosteliales; Dictyosteliaceae. Gene Ontology annotation, biological process: 'de novo' IMP biosynthetic process. Bases 1 to 4062 code for a protein of 1353 amino acids.